Messenger RNA from Fusarium coffeatum, 1314 nucleotides. RefSeq lists its product as uncharacterized. The transcript has a single exon. Gene Ontology annotation, biological process: proteolysis. The record is from RefSeq and is a predicted model, not a curated record. Gene Ontology annotation, molecular function: aspartic-type endopeptidase activity. NCBI's taxonomy places the organism in Eukaryota, Fungi, Ascomycota, Sordariomycetes, Hypocreales, Nectriaceae. The coding region runs from base 1 to 1314 and encodes 437 amino acids.
AUGCUUGCCGAUGCUACCAUCUUGGUCGCGGUGCUCGGGGCUCUCGUCCCGGCUCAUGCAGCCGCCUUGACAUUGGAACACCGCUCCCUUAGCAGCGGUAACUCGGUUGCAACACCUGCCUAUUGGGACGUCUACGGCUAUCUCUUCAACGUCACCGUUGGUUCACCUCCCCAGGAGCUUACGAUGCUUAGCGACAUGACAUGGAUGGCUCUCUUUGUGCGAUCUGGGCGAUGUCUCGGGGAGUUCAAUCCUGAUCUCUGCGCGGGGCAGGAACAACCAUUCUUCAACGAGCGUGACUCGGAAGCAUUCAGCAACGCCUCUUUUGCGCAGACAACAUGGCCUAUCACAGCCUUUGCCCCUAACUUCACCGUGGACUACGGACGAGAUGAGGUGUGCAUUGGGCGUGUCUGCAACAGUGACACACUCAUGCAGGUCUCAAACUUUCCGUAUCCCGCCAGUGUCGUUCCUGCAGUCCCAUUUGGUGGCAUCUACGGCUUAGCCCCUCCACCAUCGAAACGGACCGAAACAUCAGAGCCUGCGAACUACCAGGCAUGGCAGGAUGGCAACAUGGGACCCUUGGUUGGCUGGCAUACGUGCGCCACGUUGGCUUCGACCUCGAGCUGCCAAGGUGGUGAUGCUCAGCUCGUUUUUGGAGGUACAGAUACAAUCAUGUACGAUACGAAGAAGCUGCAGACGUACAGGAUCCAAAACCCAGAAUGGCUCAGCGACGCGUUUUACCCCGUUACGCCCCCUCGCAGUAACUACUGGAGCACUCCGCUUACGGGCAUGUGGGUCGAAUGUGAUGGAAAGAAGUCCAAGAACUAUGCUGUUCCUUUCAAGUCUAUCAAGGGUGAUAAAAAGACACCCCCACUAGCUGUUGUGGACGAAGGAUCCGAAGGACUGGGCGCUCCACUUUCGCUCAACGGUUACAUGUACCUUGUCAAGAAGACUGGCGCCAAGCCGGCCUCCGCCGCUGUCAUCGCAAAGAUUCUUAGUCAGGGAUCUACGGGAUACAACACCGAUAAGCAGGACUGGUACACUGUAUCCUGUAAGGAUCUGGACAGAUAUCCUGAUCUUGUUUAUGAGCUGGAUGGAGGGAAGAAGUACACGAUUUCUCCCGAUGAUUACGUAACGCGUUUGGAAAACAUGACCGGAUCUGUGUGCUAUCUCAAUAUCAACGUGUGGAAGUAUGGUCGUACGAAUACGGGAGAUGCAAAGGUGGUUCUUCUGGGUAGGGCAUUUCUCAAGAAGCAAUAUCUUGUGCUUGACUUUGAGCAUCGUACUUUUGGCCUUGCACCUCUUCGUACAGGGUAG